Molecule: messenger RNA, 636 nt
Organism: Mycosarcoma maydis (corn smut)
Lineage: Eukaryota; Fungi; Basidiomycota; Ustilaginomycetes; Ustilaginales
Product: putative ER lumen protein-retaining receptor
Exons: 3
Coding region: 1-636 (211 amino acids)
Biological process (GO): endoplasmic reticulum to Golgi vesicle-mediated transport; protein retention in ER lumen
Cellular component (GO): endoplasmic reticulum; membrane; cis-Golgi network
Molecular function (GO): ER lumen protein retrieval receptor activity
Source: RefSeq, a predicted model, not a curated record
AUGAACAUCUUCCGAUUGGCGGGCGACUUUGCCCAUCUGGCGUCCAUCUUUAUCCUGCUGCAUAAGAUCCAACUCUCGAGAUCAUGUCGAGGCAUCUCGUUCAAAACCCAACUGCUCUACGCGAUCGUCUUUGUGACGCGCUACAUGGACUUGUUUCAUGAAACUUCGCUCUACCGUUUCUUGAUGAAGAUCUUCUUCAUCGGUUCGUCGGUCUAUGUCUUGUACCUGAUGAAGAUCAGGUUCCGACCGACGCACGAUCCUGCUAUCGACACGAUCAAGUUGGAGUAUCUCAUGGGUCCUUGCUUCGUUUUGGCAUUGCUCUUCCACUACCAUUUCGACUUUAUGGAGAUCAUGUGGACGUUCAGCAUCUACCUCGAGGCUGUGGCCAUCUUGCCUCAGCUCUUCAUGUUGCAGAGGACAGGCGAGGCAGAGGCGAUCACCACACACUACAUCUUUGCGCUCGGAGCGUAUAGAGCGCUCUACAUUCCCAACUGGCUGUACCGAUACGUCUCAAAAACCGAAAUCGACCCCAUCUCGAUCCUCUCGGGUCUCGUACAGACUGGUCUCUACCUCGAUUUCUUCUACGUGUACUUUACAAAAGUGAUGAAGGGCAAAAAGUUUGAGUUGCCGGCAUAA